Messenger RNA from Dromiciops gliroides (monito del monte), 7509 nucleotides. It is a transcript of the gene KIF5C, whose product is annotated as kinesin family member 5C. Gene Ontology annotation, biological process: microtubule-based movement. The coding region runs from base 496 to 3363 and encodes 955 amino acids. NCBI's taxonomy places the organism in Eukaryota, Metazoa, Chordata, Mammalia, Microbiotheria, Microbiotheriidae. The transcript has 26 exons. The record is from RefSeq and is a predicted model, not a curated record. Gene Ontology annotation, molecular function: ATP binding; microtubule binding; microtubule motor activity.
AGGGGGAGGGGAUGGUAGAAGGGAGGGGAAAGUAGUAGGAGGAAUAGGGGCGAGGGAAGGUAGUUGGUGCUGAUGCAGGAUGGCAGCGACCGUAGGAGCCUCUGAGAUCUGAGAGGAGCAGGGAGUCUGAGUCCCCUUUGGAGACGUCCCCUCCCUCACUUGCAGUAGCCUCCCCAGGCCUGCAGUACCAGAGGGGGAGGGAGAGGGGACUGGGGGAGAAGGGGCAGAUUUGCAGCCUGGCUCGGGGGUAGGGAUUGGAGGGGUUGAAUGCUUUGGAUUUGCCCUGUUUCCAUUCCUCGGGAGCUGCCAAGCCUGAAGAGUUCGCAAUGACCUGCUGAAAAGUACGCGCGCUGGACCCCGUCGGGCCGCACUGGGACGUGGCUCGGUUACUGGCCGGGUAUUUCCCACCCCUUGCUCCAGUGACCCUCCUGUCCCCCUUACCCCACCCACCCCAUCCCCCCUGCCAGCCCUUGCCCUCGCCCACAGCCGGCCGAGAUGGCGGACCCCUCUGAAUGCAGCAUCAAAGUGAUGUGCCGGUUCCGGCCUCUGAAUGAAGCAGAGAUCCUCCGAGGGGACAAAUUCAUCCCCAAAUUUAAAGGAGACGAGACGGUGGUCAUAGGGCAAGGCAAGCCCUAUGUCUUUGACAGAGUGCUACCACCCAACACAAGCCAAGAACAGGUUUACAACGCUUGUGCUAAACAAAUCGUUAAAGAUGUACUGGAAGGUUAUAAUGGGACUAUUUUUGCAUAUGGACAGACCUCUUCAGGAAAAACCCAUACCAUGGAGGGGAAGCUACAUGACCAUCAACUCAUGGGAAUCAUCCCAAGAAUUGCACAUGACAUCUUUGAUCACAUUUAUUCUAUGGAUGAAAACCUGGAGUUUCACAUCAAGGUUUCCUAUUUUGAGAUCUACUUGGACAAAAUACGAGACUUACUUGAUGUAUCCAAGACAAACCUGGCUGUACAUGAAGAUAAAAACAGAGUCCCAUAUGUAAAGGGGUGCACAGAACGAUUUGUCUCAAGCCCUGAAGAAGUUAUGGAUGUCAUUGAUGAAGGAAAAGCAAAUCGCCAUGUGGCUGUGACAAACAUGAAUGAACACAGCUCUAGGAGUCACAGCAUCUUCCUGAUCAAUAUUAAACAAGAGAAUGUAGAGACUGAAAAAAAACUCAGUGGAAAGCUUUAUCUGGUUGACUUGGCUGGGAGUGAAAAGGUCAGCAAAACUGGAGCAGAGGGAGCAGUUCUUGAUGAAGCUAAAAAUAUCAAUAAGUCUUUGUCUGCUCUGGGCAACGUGAUCUCUGCCUUGGCAGAGGGAACAAAAACUCAUGUACCAUACCGAGAUAGUAAGAUGACUCGAAUCCUUCAGGACUCUCUCGGAGGGAAUUGCAGAACCACCAUUGUUAUUUGCUGUUCUCCUUCUGUUUUCAAUGAAGCUGAAACCAAGUCCACACUGAUGUUUGGACAAAGGGCCAAGACCAUCAAGAAUACAGUCUCCGUGAACCUUGAACUAACUGCUGAAGAAUGGAAGAAGAAGUAUGAGAAAGAAAAAGACAAAAACAAGAGCUUGAAGAAUGUUAUCCAGCAUCUGGAAAUGGAACUGAACAGAUGGAGAAAUGGGGAAGCUGUGCCUGAGGAUGAACAAAUCAGUGCUAAGGACCAGAAGAAUCUGGAACCCUGUGACAAUACACCCAUCAUAGAUAACAUGACCCCUGUUGUCUCUAGCAUCUCCACAGAGGAGAAACAGAAGUAUGAUGAGGAGAUCACCUGCCUGUACAGACAGUUGGAUGAUAAGGAUGAUGAAAUUAACCAGCAGAGCCAGCUGGCUGAAAAAUUAAAGCAGCAGAUGUUGGAUCAGGAUGAGCUUUUAGCUUCCACAAGAAGAGACUAUGAGAAGAUUCAAGAGGAGCUGACUCGUCUCCAGAUUGAGAAUGAGGCUGCCAAGGAUGAGGUGAAAGAGGUUCUUCAGGCCCUGGAGGAGUUAGCUGUCAAUUAUGACCAGAAGUCACAGGAAGUGGAGGACAAGACCCGAGCCAAUGAACAGCUGACUGAUGAACUAGCCCAGAAAACGACUACCUUGUCCGCUACACAAAGAGAGUUGAAUCAACUGCAGGAGCUGAGCAACCACCAGAAAAAACGAGCCACAGAGAUCCUGAAUUUACUGCUGAAGGAUCUGGGGGAGAUUGGUGGAAUCAUUGGCACCAAUGAUGUGAAGACAUUAGCAGACGUAAAUGGAGUGAUUGAGGAGGAGUUUACCAUGGCCCGGUUGUAUAUCAGUAAGAUGAAGUCUGAAGUAAAAUCUCUGGUGAACCGGAGUAAACAGCUGGAAAGUGCACAGAUUGAUUCCAACCGGAAGAUGAAUGCCAGUGAGCGGGAGCUUGCAGCCUGCCAGCUGCUAAUCUCUCAGCAUGAAGCAAAAAUCAAGUCUCUGACAGAUUACAUGCAAAACAUGGAGCAAAAGAGGAGACAGUUGGAAGAAUCCCAGGAUUCACUCAGUGAAGAGCUGGCUAAACUCCGGGCCCAAGAAAAAAUGCAUGAAGUCAGUUUCCAGGAUAAAGAAAAGGAACACUUGACCCGACUUCAGGAUGCGGAGGAAAUGAAGAAAGCACUGGAACAACAAAUGGAGGGCCACAGGGAAGCCCACCAGAAGCAGCUGUCCAGGCUUCGAGAUGAGAUUGAAGAGAAGCAGAAAAUCAUUGACGAGAUUCGGGAUUUGAAUCAGAAGCUGCAGCUGGAGCAGGAGAAACUGAGUUGUGAUUAUGACAAACUGAAAAUAGAGGACCAGGAGAGAGAGAUGAAAUUGGAAAAGCUAAUAUUGCUCAAUGAUAAGAGGGAACAAGCAAGAGAAGACCUUAAAGGAUUAGAGGAAACUGUGUCCAGAGAACUGCAGACUCUUCACAACCUUCGUAAGCUCUUUGUCCAGGAUCUCACCACCAGAGUUAAAAAAAGUGUUGAAUUGGACAGUGAUGAUGGAGGGGGAAGUGCUGCCCAGAAGCAGAAAAUUUCCUUUCUUGAGAACAACUUGGAACAACUUACUAAGGUUCAUAAACAGCUGGUUCGUGAUAAUGCAGAUCUUCGUUGUGAGCUUCCUAAGCUGGAGAAAAGACUUCGUGCUACGGCGGAGCGAGUCAAGGCACUGGAGAGUGCACUGAAAGAAGCCAAGGAGAAUGCCAUGCGUGACCGCAAGCGGUAUCAACAGGAGGUAGAUCGCAUCAAAGAGGCUGUGAGAGCCAAGAACAUGGCAAGAAGGGCACAUUCUGCUCAGAUUGCCAAGCCAAUCCGUCCAGGCCAUUACCCUGCAUCCUCUCCAACAGCGGUACAUGCCAUCCGAGGAGGAGGAGGCGGAUCAUCUGCCUACUACCAGAAAUAAACAAGAAAUGUGACUCCACUUAGCAUGUCAAAGACUGCAUUUAUUCACCAAUCCCUUUUUUUCUCCUACACAAUCUGAUCUCCAUUUUCUUUUAUACACGCUUCCUCCAGCCAUCUGCAGUACAUCAAUUUCAGGUAUCUUGAACUGUGUAGAAUCUCCACGUGUACAGAAGUGUGUUUGGACUCACCCUUUCCUCAGAAAAAUGAACAAUGUAUUUACCAUCUCCACCUAGAUGACAGCAGAAGGUUCACCAUUUAGAAUCUCUACCACUGACUCUUGGCACUGGCUACCUUAUUUAUGGGCUUCUCCGCUGGCACCAAGCCUUUCGGCAGUACUCUUAUGCCUGUAAAUCCCACUUCUCUGUAUCUGAAGUAACACGGCAAUAGCCAAGCGCCAGAUAAGGCAGGUGAUUGUGUUCCAUCAUGACUGUCUGGUUUCCUGUAUAAUAAACAUAUUACUUUAUAUUUUUAGGGGAUGAAAAAUGUGCUGCUAUAUGGUUUAAAAUUUUAAUUCUGAACACUUUUCGGAAAUGAUUUUCCCCAAAGAGGCAUUUUUACUAUCCUGGUGAAAUCUUUGGAUCUGUAUAAUAAACCCUUUAGUAUGGUACUUGUUAAAAGAUGAAGCCAAUUUAUUCAAAAUCCAGAAAAAAAAGCCAUCUGUUAGUAGAGAUCUAGAUUUUGGUCACACAAAUACAUCUAUGUAAAUGAAAGGUCAUAGCAUUCGUGUCUGAUCGCCUUGUAAUUGUACCUGAAGUGAUUUGCUCUGUAAUGGGAUGGCCAGCCUCAUUCACCUGUCAGUCCAUCAAAAGUAUUUAAAAUGCUACAAAAUUUGACCAAUAGAAAUGGAGAAUUUUGUUCCCUGGCCCCUAGCCCUUUCCCCAUCAUCUGUUCUACUAGGAAGUGGAAUGAAAAGAUACCUGCUUUCUUUAAGGAAGAUUUUGCAAAGAUGUUCUUGAAAAAAUUCAGGAACAUCCCAGCAGUUGGAAAAGGAAUAUUAAAAUUUGAAAAUUUGCAUACCUGAUUGUAAAUGUGUAGUUGUGUAUAGGGAUUCCAUUCUAAUUCAUUUACUCCAUGAUUUCUUCUUGUUAGUUUUCUUCUUUGGCACCAGAUAGAAAUGACACCCCCAUCACUGUAGGUGACAGUGGUAUAAAUUGGUAUAAAUGAGGUUUAGAGAAGGCAAAGUUAGUAAAUACUUGAUACUGCCUUGGCUUUAACCCAUGACUUAUCCAAGCAGUCAAAGUUUCAUUAACGUAUUCUGCUCUUCCCUUUCCCUCCCACUACACACACACACACACACACACACACACACACACACACACACACACACACACACACACGCUAUUUUUGCUUGCUGCAGUUUUCUGCAACAAAUUUGCUAUUUAAACCAACAAUUAGUUGCUGCAUUUUGUAUGUCAUCCAUUUUGGGACAUGUCUGUGCCAGCCAAUGAUGGUUCAAGAAGGACCUGGAACAAGGUACUAGGCCUAUGCUAUCAGGCACACACUUUGCAAAUCAACCUUGUUAUCCCUGGCUAUGGCCACCAUUAGAAUGAAGUUGACACCAAUAGUGCUGUUGUGUGUAGGCAGAUGAUUAGGAACAGCUAAAUGUGCCUUUCUGCACAUGUCUACCUGUGGGCAUAUGUAUAUAACCAUCUAAAGAGAAAGCUGAAAGAUCAUUGAUUGGCUUCAAACCUAGUAUUUAAAACAAACAACUAUUUAGCCUACAUCUAACCUGCGUUUUUUUUUUUCUUACAGACUGUCUAGCUUAGUAGCUUUUAUAGCAAAACACCCUUGAUUUAUUUAUUGGUUUAAUGUUGCACAUUUUGAUGAGACGAGGGAAAUGAGAGGAAAGAGUGAGUGGGAGAUAGAUAGUUCUGUUAUUUAUUUAACAAAGUCAAUUACUUUGCAUUGGUUUAUUCCACACCCUCCCCCCCACCCCGCCCCCGUUCUUGUAUGUGUUCCUGAAGAUACACACUGCCAGAAAAAAGAAACUGUCAGACUGACAUUUUUAGUCUACUGAAGUGGUCAGCCUAGGGUAAAAUCUGCCACCUUAUCAGUUAGUUACAUAUGGCUGAAAUAUGUCUUAGCAACAAAGUACCAAGUUGCCUCUGAUUUUUUCCCCCCUAAAACGCCAGUCCUAGAGAAGAAUGCCAAUUAAUGUAUUGCCAUAACAUCAUUGUAUGUUGUAUUGUAUGUACAUCAUGAUGUAUGUUGUAUUAUUUAUAAAUAAUUUAAUUAAUUUUGCAUUAAUUUUGUGUAAAUGGGCAGAGGUCAGUAAUUUGAGGUUUCAAUUAUUUAUUAGUAUAUAAUUAUGAAUCAAUUUUUAAAUUUUGGGGUCUUUUUAUUUGAAAAAUGCAAGCCUAGGGAAGUGAUAAAUCUAUUUCCAUUAAAAAAGUUUCUUUCAUUAAUGCAAAUGGAUAUAAUGGUUGCUUGAUAUUAAAAGGGGAAACACAAGGUUAUUUUAUUCACAAGGAAAGUUGGUUUUGACAUCUCUUAAAGAUAGUUCUGCUAGCUGCUGAUCAGCCAGUCAGUUCACCUAGCUUACAUCUUUAUGGGACCUCCAAACUUACUUUUACAUUGUAAUGAUAAGAUAAACUUUGAGUUUCUGAAAUGCUUAAAAGCAGUCAAUUCAAUGACAUAUUUAAACCUAGGCCUCAUCUAAAAAAUUUAAAUUUAUGUAAUAACUCACUUGCUCUCUUAGUAGCAAAUGCUUUACAAGUUUUGUUUCCUUCUUAAUGAAGGAAGCAUGUUAGUUUUACAUUUCAGAAUUUGCUUGAAUUUUUAAAAAAUGUUUUGCUGCUUUAAAUUUGUACAAAUGCAAACAUCUCUGCUCUUUGGAUCUUACAGUUGUAUUUUGAGAUUUUAUACAGUUUUAUGCUAAUGCGCUUCUCUUUUUUCCUCUGAAUAAUUUUAUAUUUCAUGCCAUUUCUUGAGAGUUCUUUGGUGGUAUAAGGGGAUAGACAGGUAGUUUAAAUAAAUGCAAUCUCUUUUCAAAUGAAAAACUACAGUACAGGAUAAUUGUUUGCUGAAUUAGAAGAGUGUAGUUUUAGACUUCAGGAUUUAUGGUUGGGGGUGGGGUGGGAUCUUGUUAAUGCCAAAUGUGUUUAGCUGCUCAGUUACCGAAGAAUUCUAUAUAAAUGUAUUUCUUCAAAUUACUAUUUAUUAUUUUAGUUUUGUUGAGUGAAGGAAUACUUAGUAGCUUGAAAGAAGCUUUUAAUAAGGUAAAUAUGUACUAAAUUGGGUGUGUAUGUGAGGGGGAUCCACUAGAAUUUAUGGAAAUUUGGGGGAACAAGUGAGGAGAAAAGUCUACCUAGAAUAGACUCAUGUGGCCACUGGGCUUCCUCUCCUUCAAAAAUCUAAAGAUCACUGAAUGUAAUCUCUAUUCAAGGAUAGGAUAAAUAAGGAUAGUAUGGAGAUUAGGGUGUAACUCUUUUUUCCUACACGGAAAAUGAAAAUAAAUGAAAACUCAGAUUUCCAUCUUUGGAUUCCAUUUGUAUGAAGAGAAUAGAUAUUUGAGGGUCUAGGUUCAUAGCAUAUUGGGAAAAUAUUUCAAAGAUGAGGAGGAAAAGGAUUACCUUUUAUAUUCUUAAUCUGGGUAUUUCAAUCAUCCUAAAGAGUCUUUUUAAUCUCCAAUUACUUCAUGUAGUGUUAACAGUUUGGAUUUUAAAAAUGUAUUGGAUGGGGGCCAGCUAACCAUAAAAGGAAGCCACACUCCAUGAAGCUUUUCUCUUAUUCAUGAAAAAAUUGUGUAUCAAUUUUAAAUACUUUUCAAUGUGGGCAGAUAUAAGGGGAAUGUGGCAUUCUGUAGAAUUAUACAUGUCUAGUUUGUAAAGUGUGUAAUGUGUACUGCAGAUGUGUAUUCUCUGGGCUCUAUGUAUCUGUACAAUAGCUUUCAUUUUAGGAAAAAACCAUGGAAAGACUUUCUUUGGUGGUACAAGGGGGAAAUGAUCAUCUGCAUCAAGUAAUGAUGCUCUAAUGUAUUAAAUUCUAACAGAAGAUCAGAAAAUAACCCUUCCCUGCCUCAUGGAUGAGUUUUGUUUAUCUUUUAGGUCCUAAGAUGCUAUUCAAGAUGUAUGGAUACACUGGCAGACUGCAUGAUGUAUAAUUUGAAAAAUGUUAAAAGUGGAAAAUAAAAUUGAAUUAAACUUUA